Molecule: messenger RNA, 5352 nt
Organism: Chelonus insularis
Lineage: Eukaryota; Metazoa; Arthropoda; Insecta; Hymenoptera; Braconidae
Gene: Asap
Product: ArfGAP domain of ASAP
Exons: 15
Coding region: 762-3851 (1029 amino acids)
Biological process (GO): positive regulation of GTPase activity
Cellular component (GO): cytoplasm
Molecular function (GO): protein binding; GTPase activator activity
Source: RefSeq, a predicted model, not a curated record
AGUAGUAGUUGGGUUGCGAAUCUGUUUUUUGAAAUUCAUUGGUUUGCAAGCAGCAACACUGCAAAUAAAAAUGUUCUGAAAGUAUAGUCUACCCUCUGCCAUUCUCUGUAAUACAGUGUGCUGAAAGCAUUGGUAUAUGAGUGUGGUUACGAAGUUCAGUAAAGUUGAUGAGCAUCGACUGAGUCACAAGUGUCGCUCUGAACAGUGUAUAAAUUUAUUGUGAAUUCAUUACCAGCUAUUCGUAGAAAAUAAUCAAAAUAAAGUUAAUGAUAUAAAGACGACAAUAUGAAAGACAGUGAAUUUAAAUGCAUUAUGAUCCAUGGCAAAGUUUAGGCCAUGUUUUAUCAGUUCCAAAGUUAGUGACACAGUAUAAUGAAUUGAAAAUUUGAAUAAAUGCGUCUAUUGAAGAACAAUAAUAAAUACAUAACAUGUUACAGAAAUAAUCUUGUACUCAUGCUAAAAGCAUGUACGAUUGGACGAAGAUUGGUAUAGUAUAAAAAAAGUGACAGAUUAAAACAAAAUUUAGCGAUAGAGUCCACGGUGUUUGAUCAUUUUUCACGUGAGUAAGAGAGAAAGAAAAAGUGAGAGGCAAAGCGGGGGCGGAAAAACGAGAGGUGUGUUCUAGUCUCCACCUCCUUCUUUAGCUGUGAUUUGCAAACUUGCAUUGUGUGACAGUUUUCUAUAUUACAGUCAUAUCCAUGUGAUCAUAUGUCAUAUCAUUAAAAGUGUGAAUAAUUUGAAUAGUAAAUCACGAUUCAAAAAUGCCAGGGUUAAUAGCAGUUAGUGAAUUUGUUGAAGAAACUAGGGAGGACUACAAUUCACCAACCACCUCAACGUUUGUCUCGCGAAUGCCACAAUGCAGACAAACUAUUACAGCUCUUGAAGAAACACUGGACUUCGAUCGAGAAGGUCUGACCAAGUUGAAGAAAGCAAUCAAAGCAAUCCACAACUCUGGAAAUGCUCAUGUGGACAAUGAAGUUUAUCUUGGACGAGCAUUGGAAAAAUUGGGAGAUGCUGCUUUGAAAGAACAAGAACAUGACAUUGGAGCAGCUUUUUUCAAGUUUGCCGUCGUCACAAAAGAACUUAGCGCACUUAUGAAGACUCUUAUGCAAAAUAUUAACAACAUCGUCAUGUUCCCAUUGGAUUCUGUAUUAAAAGGAGACCUUAGAGGUGUCAAAGGUGAUUUGAAGAGGCCAUUUGAAAAAGCUUGGAAGGAUUAUGAAACUAAAUAUGCUAAAAUAGAAAAAGAAAAAAAGCAACAUGCAAAGGAAGCGGGAUUGAUACGAUCUGAAGUAACUCCAGCUGAAAUAGCUGAUGAAAUGGAAAAGGAACGAAGAUUAUUUCAAUUACAAAUGUGUGAAUAUCUUAUAAAAGUUAAUGAAAUAAAAACGAAAAAAGGCAUUGAACUACUUCAACAUCUUGUUGAAUAUUAUCAUGCUCAGACCAAUUAUUUUCAAGAUGGUUUGAAAACAAUUGAACACUUUGGCUCAUAUAUAGCUGACCUAAGCAUUAAAUUACAAAAAAUUAGACAAACACAAGAUGAGGAGAGAAGACGACUGACAGAGUUGAGAAGUCUUUUGAGGAGUUCUGGAUGUGAUAAAGAAUUGAAUGCAAAUGCUAGUGUGGGAUAUUCACUUCAUCAGCUUCAAGGUGAUAAACAGCAUGGAGUCACCCGUUCCGGACAUUUGUUAAAAAAAAGCGAGGGUAAAAUGCGACGUGUUUGGCAAAAAAGGAAAUGUGCGGUUCAAGCUGAGGGCUAUCUUGAUAUUUGUCAUGCGGAUGAGAAUAAACCACCAACACGAGUAAAUUUAUUAACGUGCCAGAUUAAACUGGUGCCUGAUGACAAACGAGGAUUUGAUCUCAUUAGUUAUAAUAGAACUUAUCACUUUCAAGCAGAAGAUGAAAACGAUCAACGUGCAUGGAUGUCUGUACUUGUAAAUUGUAAAGAGAGAGCUUUAUUAAAAGCUUUUGAUGCUAGUGGUAAAGCUGAAGCUGGUCAAGGUAAUCCUAGUCUUGUUGAACUACAGCAAGCUGUAAUACGUUGUGUCAUGAGACUUCCUGGUAAUGAUCAAUGCUGUGAUUGUUCAUCCCAAAAUGAUGCGACGUGGUUGUCGACCAACUUUGGAGUCAUUGUCUGUAUUGAGUGUAGUGGAAUUCAUAGGGAUCUGGGUGUUCAUAUAUCUAGGAUACAGUCUUUAACUUUAGAUAAUGUAGGCACUGCACAAUUAUUGUUGGCACGAUACAUGACUAACCAGGCAUUCAAUGAAGUUAUGGAAGCCACACUACAUCACAAUCUCAAACCAACUGCGACAUCGACAAUGGAAGAAAGAUAUGAAUUUAUAAGAGCUAAAUAUGUGGAUAAAAGAUACGUGAUGAGUACUUGUGAAGAUGAACGAGAUUUAUUAUCAGAUCUUGAACAUGCUGUUAAUAACCGAGAUCUUCAGCAUUUACUUCAAGUAUACGGUGAAAAUGUUGAUCUAGCAGCACCUCUGCCUACUUCAGAUAUUGGCGAAACAGCACUGCAUUUAGCUAUUCUUCGUGAAAUGGGUGGUAGUUUACAUAUUGUUGAUUUUUUAAUACAAAAUAUGCCUACUGGUGGUAUUGAUAAGACUACUGUUGAGGGUGAAACGGCACUUCAUCUUUCUGCAAGACAUGAUCGAGCAGAAGCAAUGAAAUUAUUAUUACGAGCUGGCGCAGAUCCAACCCUUCGUAAUAAACAGGAAAAAACUCCAUUAGACAUUGCUGCGGAAAUGGGACAUCCGACUUGCAAAGAAUUGUUAGGACAUGCUUUGCAACGACAAAAGAGUUUAUUUGAUAAUGUCAAUAUUGAUUGGAAUUUAUCACACGAUGAAGGUUCAACGGAUUUCUCGGAUGAUGAAACGAUAAUUGAAGACAGAAAUGGAUGUUUAACACCAGAAAAGAAAACACGUAGUAGACCACCAUCGUAUGCUGGUGGUGGAGGAUCUGGACCUGGAGAUUCACCUGUUACUCUUAGAAGUCGAAGUAGCACUUGUGAUAGUCUUCAAAGUGGUUCCUCACCUAAUUCUGUAACAAAUAGACAACAAAUGCCACCUCCUCCACCACCACAAUCAAGAAAACCUGUUGUUGUUUCUAAUCCCAUGGCACCACCUGACUAUAGUUUGAACAUUCAUGGUUCAUUAAAAAAGCGAAUUGCACCACCACCACCCCCAGGCACUAGCGGAAAUUCCAUGUUGACAACAGCAGCUCAUUACGGAACUUUACCGUCCUCAGCUACUUUAGCAAGCUCAUCACAUAGUAGAACAACAAGUGAGCCUAUUUUAGCUGGUAACACUCUACACAGUUUACCACAUUCAUUAAAUACAAUAAAUAGCCUACAUCAUAAAAGAUCUCCCAGUGGAGAUUCGUCAGCAAAUCACAGUAUAGACAAAUCUAAUACAUUGACAUUACAAAGACCACGAAAUCCACCCCCACCAGCACCAUCAUCAGGUACUUCAUCUAGAUUAAGUAAUGGUCGUAGUAGUGAAUCUCUCAGCUCGAUGUGCUCUGAACAUGGAAUAGGUAAUCCAGUUCCUCCACCAAGAAAGCGAAGGGACCGAUCCAGACUAGAGAGCUACGCCGAGGAGCCCUCAGCUAUGCUCUCCACUUUGAACCUGCCAAUAACUUCAAGCCUAAAUGGAUUACGUCGAUGUCGAGCACUUUAUGAUUGUGAAGCUGAUAAUGAGGAUGAACUUUCAUUUCGUGAGGGCGAAGUAAUAAUUGUCACAAAUGAACAAACGGAUGAUGAUAAUUGGAUGGAAGGUGCAUUGGAAAGAUCACCAGAACGUCGAGGAAUGUUUCCAAUAAGUUUUGUUCAUAUGUUGCAAGACUAACAUUCAGUUAGUUUAAAUUAGUUAAAUAGUAUUAGUCAUUCCAUUAGUGAUGCUAGCAUCAUAAGCCUUACACAACAACUAUUGGGCCAGAUAUGAUCAUUAAAAAAAUUCAAUAUAAAUUUUUUAAAUUCAUAUUUUUUGAAUAGAUUUUAAAUUUAUUAUAUUUUAAUCAACUUAUUUAUUACAAUGAUUUCUUUUUUUAACAAAAUAAUUAUUAAAUAAUUAAUUUUAAUAUCAUUCAAAAAUUGUUAUAAAAAAUUUUUUAGACAUGUAUUUCUUAAUUGAAUAGAAGUGCUAAUUGUGAUAUCUCAAAUAAUAUUAGUUACAUUUGAGAUAAAAUAAUCAUUAUAAAAUUGAAAUGAAUAUCAAAAUCAACCAGUGUAAGAGUAUUUAUUUGCUGAUGGCAAAUUGAUAAAUAAAAUAUUUUUGGAAUGCAGAAAAAAAAAGAAAUUUAAUGACGUUGGAUUAUUGAAAAACAAAUUAAAGAAAUAAUAGUUUAAACAUUGAAUCAGAAAAAAAAAAUAUAUUGUUGCAUGAAAACGAUAAGUAUUAUUAGAAAUAUUUAACUAUCGGUCGUAUUUCUUUGUUUUUUUUUUCUAUUAAUUAUAAUAUCAUGAUUUUUAAACAUGAAAACUUUAUUAAUACGUAAAAUGUUAAGAUCAAUCAGUCAUUACAGGAUUAAGUAUGAGUUUUGAUAGAUACACUCAAAAGAUGAAUGAUAAUGAUGAUGUUAAAUGUUGCAAAACACAUUAAUGUUGAUUUUAAUUUGCAUGUGUGAGACCAAAGAAAAGGAUUAAUUUAUUAAUCAAGCGGGUUUUAUGGUUAUUCUAAUGUAAAUACAAUACAUAUAUGUCUGGAAAGAUAGUAUGAUUAAGAACGGUAUAAAUAAAGCGAUAAAUAAUAACUUUAUGAUUAAAAAUUUGUUAAUAUAAUCGCGUAAAAUAAUAAUAAAAAAAUAAACAAAGUCAACUUUAGAAUAUUAGAAUAUUUAAUAAAAGAAAAAAAUACUGUUGAAUCACAAGUUAACAGUGACUGAGCACGAAAUAUUUCAAUAAAAUAAUUAUCUUAGAAUAAUUUCUAAAUACAAACGAAUAAAAUAAUUUUCUUAGUGAUUCUAUAUACAUGAUAUUUCAAUUUUUUUUUUUUUUAGUAUUAAAGCGAGUAUUUAAAUUGUGAAUUAAUAUAUUUAACAUUUGUAUGUAUACCUAUUACUAUUAUUAUUAUUAGCAUUAAUUAUUAUUAAAUAAAUUCAUUGUAAUUGUAAAGUUCAACGCUCUACUAUUAAUAGAGACAAGUCAUACUUAUGUAGAUGAUAAGCUGAAUUAAACGGCAUAAUAGUUUUAAGUAUUUGUAACAAAUAAUUAUUAUUAUUACUGGAAAUUCUAUAACGAUACAAUUAGUGAAAUAUUUGUCAUCGUUAAAACUAUGUACUGAGCCUUUUAAAAAUAUACAAACAAAAUAAAAACAGAUGGUUGACUCGUGAGAUAUAAAAAAAAAAAAA